Messenger RNA from Prunus mume (Japanese apricot), 983 nucleotides. RefSeq names its product nucleolin. Lineage: Eukaryota; Viridiplantae; Streptophyta; Magnoliopsida; Rosales; Rosaceae. The record is from RefSeq and is a predicted model, not a curated record.
AAGCCCUAAGAAGGAGAGCCUAAGAAGGGGUAGGAGUAAUUGAAACCGAGUUCAAUACCGUGGUGCCGCCGACGGCAAAUCUACUCUCAUACGAAUUAAGAUCCUCCCAACUAUUACAAAACUCGGAAACCCUAACCCAGCAUCCCAAGGGCUCCGAUUUCUCGCUGUCUUUCUGUUUCUCUGUUACCCUCACACUAAAGCAGUGUCCUUUUGCAGUUCACUCAUGGCCGAAACUAAGAACCUAGGCGAACCCACAUUUCCCGUGAAGCGUAAACCCGAUCUCAGCUGCGAGGACCAGGCCGACUACCCUAAGAAAACCCAUAAGCUUGAAGUUUCUGAUAUUAGUUCGUCGCUUGCUGAAGGAAAAACUCAAGACCCAGAAAAUUUCGACCAGAAUUCCUCUGUGGCCGAAGAGAAAAACGAUAAAUUUGAAGCCAAUGCAGACCCUGAAGACGAAGAAGAUUUCGUAGAAGACGACGACGAAGAUGAAGACGGUGAAAAGUCUAAUGGGAAGGCUGAGGUGGAUCGCAAGGGAAAGGGGAUUAUGAGAGAUGACAAGGGCAAAGGGAAACUGAUAGAAGAAGAUGACGAUGACAGUGACGAUGAUUCAAGCGAUGGUGGUAGCGAAUUCGAAGAUGGCGAUAGUGAUUUAUCGGAUGAUCCUCUUGCGGAGGUCGAUUUGGAUAACAUUCUUCCUUCGAGGACUCGGAGACGGCAGGUUCAGCCUGGGGUUUACAUGGCUAAUGAUAUUGGAAACGACGAAGAAGAUGAUAGUGAUGACAGCGAUGCUCUGAGUUGAGGAAGGUCAGUAAAACCAAAAUUAGCAAAGCUUGACAUUAUGUUUCGGAGAUAGUAUUAGUGCUUUGAUGAGGUUAUGCUAAUUAGUUGCUAUUUGAGAACACAAUGCGGCUAAGGCUGUGAAUACUUGAUGUAACUCAAUCUAAGUAUCUUCCUUCCUUAUUGGAUCCUAUCAUUCUGUAGGU